This is a messenger RNA of Emiliania huxleyi CCMP1516, 689 nucleotides long. RefSeq lists its product as hypothetical. The record is from RefSeq and is a predicted model, not a curated record. The coding region runs from base 7 to 534 and encodes 175 amino acids. NCBI's taxonomy places the organism in Eukaryota, Haptophyta, Isochrysidales, Noelaerhabdaceae. The transcript has 4 exons.
GGCAUCAUGGCAGUCGAUAUGUCAGCUGGGAGAGACGACGGCCCCGUGUCCCAGCUCGGACGGAGGCUCAGUGGGAUGUGGGGCGACAAUGAGCCGCCCACAGAGGCCAAGAAGUGGCUGAAGCACAAGGCGGCGAUCGGCAAGCGCAGCACCACGGAGAAGAGCGAGGCGGCGUCGGCGGCGUGGGACGAGGCGUCGGCCGCGCUGCUGGUCGUAUUUCAGGGCUACGCGGCCAUCGGCACCCCUCUGCUCUGCCGCGAGUUCGAGCUGCUGAAGAGCGCGCAGGCGGAGGCAUACGAGGCCAUGUCGGCCGAGGUGGCCGCGCUGGAGCUGCAGCGCCCCAAGUACCAGGACGAGAGACCCGACGUCGAGCUGCCGGAAGUUGGAGGCGGGACAGUCGGCCUCGCUUCGCUCGCCCGCGCCUCCAGCGCGGCGUCGGAGCCCGACGAGGCCGCGCCACCGCUCUCUCCGCGGGCGGUAGAGGGGGAGGGGGGGGACUCGCCUUCCAACCCGACUCCGGUCGAGUUGAGCUGAGAUGCCUUUGGUUUCGGCGGUGGCUUACGUGGGAAAACGGUGGUGUUUCCGGCUGUGCCCGGACGGUACGUACGUUGGAGCGGGUGACAAAUCUACAAUGUGCAUGAUCCUGUUCCGACGACGCGGUUUUUCUUUUUCUUGUGCGCGAUACAUCC